Xenia sp. Carnegie-2017 is the source of this 2405-nucleotide messenger RNA. RefSeq names its product synaptotagmin-2-like. The record is from RefSeq and is a predicted model, not a curated record. The coding region runs from base 726 to 2123 and encodes 465 amino acids. NCBI's taxonomy places the organism in Eukaryota, Metazoa, Cnidaria, Anthozoa, Malacalcyonacea, Xeniidae. Gene Ontology annotation, cellular component: membrane. Gene Ontology annotation, biological process: cellular response to calcium ion; synaptic vesicle endocytosis; regulation of dopamine secretion. Gene Ontology annotation, molecular function: calcium ion binding; syntaxin binding; phosphatidylserine binding. The transcript is spliced from 6 exons.
GUAAUUUCUGAACUAUCUCGAAGCGUCUGGCUUAGAGCAGCAUCACUUAGUGGGUAGUUGCCUAUCGCUAGCUAUAUAACAUGCCAAAAUAUUGCUCUUGUUUGGAUACAACUUAAAUAGGCCCAUGCUAUGGAGCAAUUCUAAAUUUCCAAUUACGCUGGACCAUGAAUUGCACUCAGUAGCGUGAUUGCACAUAACAAUCGCAAUUAUACUUCGUUAUUUUUUAUAAUCAAAGAUCGAGUCUGGAAAUAAACAAACAAUUUUUAAGACUCAUUUGAUGAACAAACUACAGUUAUUACAUAUAUAUGCGCAGCUGACAGUCACAAAUCACUCACAAUCAUUAGACACCAUGAAAUUUAACGCAAGAGCAGUGAUGAGUACAACUACAGAUACAGUCGCGUCUCUGUUUCGAAUAUGUAAAUAUUGAGUCGUCAAUACGAAGCUUUUUUUGUACGUUGAUUAAAAUUGUGAGCUGCAUGCCUAAAUCAGUCAAUUUCUAUACAAUUUUAUAAUGAAACUUUAGUAACUUUAUCAUUUUUAGCUUUUAAGAACAAGCAAUUAUAGAAAGAAUUUUAUGAUACUUCAUCUGCUUAUGAAAGCUUGAUUAAUCUUGCGUGAACAAUAAUUCGCCACAUUUCCAAAGCGCCAUCCAAAUAUGUUUUGUCAAGAAAAUGCUUUCUAAACCAUCACAAAUUCAUCGCUUACGAUGAUUGAUUGUCAUAGAUAUGACUGACAAUUCGUUCAAGACGUCAGUGAAUGGACUUGUUCUGUCGUUUGUCGCUGCAUUAGUGAUAUUUGCUUAUUUGUGUUCACCUACUAUCAAAACAUCAAAUAAUGUCGAUGAUGAAAAAUUACAUAUUCGUUCACUGGUGAACAAUGGGACGAAACAUGAAUCAAUAGUUCCCCAUGUCAACGUCUCUGCAGUUACAGAUUGGGUGAAAACUCACAAGAAACAAGCAGCAGUUGGUUUGAUCGUUGGAGUAACAAUCACGAUCAUAAUUAUACUUCUUAUAUGCUCCUGCAUUUCAAAAUUUGCAGUGGAAAAGGUGAAAAGGAACAAAAAGAAAAAAGAUGGAGUUUUAAGAGGCUUUCUGAGAAAGAUCAAGCUUCCAAAACUAAAACUACCGAAAUUUUCUUUGUUUAAAAUUCAGCCAGAUGAUGGUUUUGGUAGAGAGAUUAAAAAUAUCGGACGAUUGAAAUUUACUCUUUCAUAUGAAAAACGAACCGGGACUCUUUAUGUGAAAAUUAUCAAAGCCGAAGAUUUAUCCAUCAAGUCAUCUGGCUACGUUUCAUUUAAUUUUGUACAAGUUGAACUUGAUCCAUUUUCAAUUUGUCGACGUGCAGAUGAAGGAUCUCAUGAAACAAAACGAGUUCGAAACAGUAUUUCCCCCAUCUUUAACGAUCUCAUCUCAAUUAAUAUUCUACCUGAUGAGCUCAAAGAGCAAACAUUGAUUCUGUGUGUGUUCGAUGCAAACAAGAUAUCGCCUCGAGAUUUGAUAGGUGCUGCAAGCUUGGACAUGCGUCGUUUAUUUGACCGGAUAAAUGGAAAAUCAGAGCAGUUUGUAGAAAAUUUGCAGUGGAGAAGAGAAGCAAAAGGAGGUGAUAUUUUAUUGGAUUUUCGCUGGAAUCCAAGAGACGAAGUGUUUUACGUCACUAUAAAGGAAUGUUCACAUCUUAGUCCUGUUGACAAGAAAGGACAAGCUAAUCCUUAUGUUACGCUGGACGUUUUUGAUGGAACUGCGCGAAUAUUUCAUAAAAAAACGUCAACAAAACAAAAAACUUUGUUUCCAGUUUUUGAGGAAGAAUUUCAUUUUCCAUUUAAGGAAACACAAAAGAAGUCGUUAUGUCUUAUAGUAAGCGUGAAACAUCGACCUAGUUGGCAUUCUGGUAAAAAAGCCGUGAUUGGUCAGCUUAGCUUUAGUUCUCGAUCAAUAGGAAGCGAGCAAACGCAUUGGCAAUCAGCUUUAUCAAGUGGAAGCAACAUUUCUUUGAUGCAUGUUCUCCGACCUGCUGUCGACAUGCCACGAAAACAUGUGAGCAAAAGAUCUCAUUGUGAAGAUCUUUAUGAUAUUUUAUCAGAAGAAGAAAACCUGAUGGAAGAAGAAGACGAUGUGUUACUUUAAAUUACAUUUCUUUAAACAUGCAUGUGUAAAAAACAUUUAUACAGAUGUUUACACAUGUUUUUAAACUUUUUUAUUGAUGUUCUCAUGAGUGGUAUUGUCAUUGGAGGGUUUCGCAGAUAAGAACAUAAGACGGAAAAGUCCCAGAUGAUAACAGUUGUAAGCUGAAAAAUAUCGAUACUUGUUUGUAUAAAACUUUUAUCGAUUUCUAUACUCAUACAGAGUUCAAAUUUUCGAUGGAUUUCAUUGAAAAUAAUAAAAUGUGUACAUGUUUACAGUUUGAUA